Molecule: messenger RNA, 876 nt
Organism: Microsporum canis CBS 113480
Lineage: Eukaryota; Fungi; Ascomycota; Eurotiomycetes; Onygenales; Arthrodermataceae
Exons: 3
Coding region: 1-876 (291 amino acids)
Biological process (GO): protein phosphorylation
Cellular component (GO): nucleus
Molecular function (GO): cyclin-dependent protein serine/threonine kinase activity; ATP binding
Source: RefSeq, a predicted model, not a curated record
AUGUCAGCCCUUGGACUGAUCUGUCGUCGGGAGAGUGGUACUCGCUACCGACUCACUCGUCCGCUUGGGGCUCAAAUCCCGGGCAAAACGCCCAAUGUGUGGCUUGCUCGAGAUGUUUCCAAUGAUGCUGAAUAUGUUGUCAAGCAACCUCCCACGGAUACUAGAAGUGACGAUGCAUGGUCACUCGCGGCCUUCAAACACGAGCUAGAGAUGCAAAGGCUUUUCGCCAAUGAUCCAAUGAUCCGUCCGCUUGUCGACUAUGUACCUGAAUCAGAACCUGGUGGGCCAAUGAUGGUUCUAGAGGCGUUUCCGCAGUCCCUAUGGGGAGCUCGACAUACAAGGCCCUUCACUAUACCGGAAAUCAAAUGGGUUAUGAAGGGCGUUCUCUUAGGCAUAUUUACGGUGCAUAUGAAAGGCUUGGUGUACACUGUCAGCAAACCAUGCAGUAGAGAGAUCACUUCUCUUACAUAUCGCAGCCCCGAAGUCCACUUUGGGAAACCGUGGACACAGAGUACAGAUGUCUGGUCCUGGGGGAUAAUUUUGGCCCAGUUGUUGCAAGCUAAAGUUGACUUCAAGUCGCCAGGAAUGUACGAUUCGGGUCAAAUUGGGACACUCAAAGAAAAAUCAAAGGCAGUCCGUGACAAGCUUGCAAUCGAUUUCGACCUCGCAUCUAUUCCAUUUUACGCCGACGAUGAGCGAUGCGCCAAACUAUUACCUCCCGCUCAGCCGGAUGAAGCAUAUAUGUGGGCGAAUACUAUGGUCGAAAAUGGAAUUGCGGGUGAGGAUAUCCAAUUCUUAGCUGAGGUGUUGAACCCAGACCCGAGCGCUCGUCUGACAGUCCGCGAGAUUCUCGAGAGCGGGUACCUGGAUGUAUAA